Messenger RNA from Malus domestica (apple), 849 nucleotides. RefSeq names its product protein MHF2 homolog. Gene Ontology annotation, cellular component: FANCM-MHF complex. The record is from RefSeq and is a predicted model, not a curated record. Gene Ontology annotation, biological process: replication fork processing; resolution of meiotic recombination intermediates; DNA repair. NCBI's taxonomy places the organism in Eukaryota, Viridiplantae, Streptophyta, Magnoliopsida, Rosales, Rosaceae.
AGUGUAAACGACGCCGUCCUGUUCAAGUUGAAAAGAGCGCCAGCAACUUGGAACAAAAACAAAAAAAACAAGAGAAGAAAGAGCGCCUGAUUCUCUCCCAUGGAGGAACACACAUUUGAGCCUGAUCUAAUUCACACGAUUUUCAAGAUCGUCUGGUCCAAAAGAGCUCUCGAGCGUCAAAUGAUCGAAGGCGCCGAUGCGUUGGACGGCGAGACCGGAGCUGGAACAUCGAAGAAGAAUCGCCCCACAUCAGCCAAUGGAAAUGCCUUAAAAUUGAGCUGUGAACUUCUCCGGAACUUUACCACAGAGGCUGUGCAGCGUGCUGCUACAAUUGCUGAAGCGGAGGGCGUGAGUAAAAUUGAACCAACUCACUUGGAGCGGGUUCUCCCACAGUUGCUUUUGGAUUUUUGAGGUAUUUUUGAGGUUCCAAAACUUGGCGAACUAAAACAAGAGUAUGGACGGUAAUAUUCUUGGAGGCAUUGACAAUAAGGUUGUUUCAUUGGAACCAAACCUCGUAUUAGAUGUUUGUUUGCUGCUAUGAACUCACUUUGUAAUUUUUAAGCUAGAAUCCUUGAAUUUCUGCUGGAAAUCUUGGGAGUGGGAGUUUAGGAUAUGCAUGAUCUUUGGUGUACUGUAAAUCUUCGUUGAAUUAGUAUAAGUCUAAACGACAAAUUGCCCCUCAUUCCUCUCGUCUUUCACUCACUUAACUAGCUCUGCUAGGUGACCGGAGACGGGAUAGGUACAGAUGAGCUCUGUGGAAGAUAGGCAGGGGUAGCACUUUAAACAAUGUUGGAAUAUCGUUUGAAGGGGAACACAAUAUUUUCUUAUUCGUCGUGCUAUUUUACAUCA